Molecule: messenger RNA, 1220 nt
Organism: Trichogramma pretiosum
Lineage: Eukaryota; Metazoa; Arthropoda; Insecta; Hymenoptera; Trichogrammatidae
Gene: scf
Product: calumenin
Exons: 5
Coding region: 124-1104 (326 amino acids)
Cellular component (GO): endoplasmic reticulum
Molecular function (GO): calcium ion binding
Source: RefSeq, a predicted model, not a curated record
GGUCUCCGCGCGCGUAAUAAUACCGAGGCACGAUUCCCGGCGAGGCCCGUGUGUGUGUCAUUGUUUCCGCUUUUUGUUGUCUUUGAGUUAUUGUUAUCGUGCAACAGCACUGCGGGUAAAAAGAUGAAAGUUUCGCUGCUCGGAGCGCUACUCGUGUUCGGCUGUGCACUGGCCACGUCCAUUCCCAGAGCCGACGACGAGCAACAUCAACAGAAAAAUCGCAUACACGACAAGGACUUGAGUGAUCAAGAACAUUACAUUAAUAAUCAACACAAUCCAGCUUAUGACCAUGAAGCUUUUCUGGGCGAAGAAGCUAAAACUUUUGAUCAGCUAACACCUGAAGAAAGUACUAGAAGAUUAGGUCUUAUUGUUGAUAAAAUAGAUUCGAAUAAAGAUGGUUUUGUCACCCAAGAAGAACUUAAAGAUUGGAUUAAGUACACACAGCAACGUUAUCUCAGAGAUGAUGUUCAAAGGCAAUGGGAAUCUCAUAACCCAGAUGAAAAGGAUAAAAUAUUCUGGGAAGAUUAUCGUAAAGCUAUUUAUGGCUUUUUGGAUGAAAAAGAUGCUCAAACUCUUGACAGGCAAGAUGAAAACUUCUCUUAUGCUACCAUGCAACGUAGAGAAAGAAGGCGUUGGUCCAUCGCCGAUAAAGAUGGCGAUGAUGCCUUGACAAAAGAAGAAUUUGCUGCUUUCUUACAUCCAGAAGAAAAUGAAUAUAUGAAAGAUGUUGUAGUCAUUGAAACUAUUGAAGAUAUUGAUAAAGAUGGCGAUGGAAAAAUUUCGCUUCCUGAAUAUAUAGGCGACAUGUAUAAAGGUGAAGAAGGAGAAGAGUUACCUGAAUGGGUGAAGAACGAACAAGAACAAUUCUCUCUCCACCGUGACAAAGAUGGUGAUGGUUUUAUGGAUAAUGAAGAGGUAAGAAAUUGGAUUAUACCAGCCAAUUUUGAUCAUGCCGAAGCAGAAGCUAGACAUCUGAUUUAUGAAGCUGAUUCUGAUGCUGACCAAAAGUUGACGAAAGAAGAAAUUUUAGAAAAAUAUGACAUAUUUGUUGGCUCUCAAGCAACAGAUUUUGGGGAAGCUCUAACAAGACAUGACGAAUUUUAAAAUCUAUUUUAACAUGAAAUUGAUCUGUUUAUAAGUAGUAGAUAUGUAUACUUAAUUUUAAAAAAUGUUUAAAUCACUAAUGUAUAAAAACUUGAAUACUUAAGAAAAGUGUAAUA